Molecule: messenger RNA, 2627 nt
Organism: Oryzias latipes (Japanese medaka)
Lineage: Eukaryota; Metazoa; Chordata; Actinopteri; Beloniformes; Adrianichthyidae
Gene: rrn3
Product: RRN3 homolog, RNA polymerase I transcription factor
Biological process (GO): transcription initiation at RNA polymerase I promoter
Cellular component (GO): nucleus
Molecular function (GO): RNA polymerase I core binding; RNA polymerase I general transcription initiation factor activity
Source: RefSeq, a predicted model, not a curated record
UGUGACACCGGUCCCUCACGUAAACACGUCCCCAGCACGCCGCUGCUUCCCGGCUGUAGUGUAAAAAGGGGGUGACGCGCUCAGACUCGUGUCGGUUCUGGUUCUGUUUGUUUCAGAUGUUGUAGAACUUUCGUUAUCGAGGAGCUACAGCGAGAAGACAUCAGAGAGAAUGCCGCGGGGCCGCGCGCCUUCGUCCGCGCGGCUGUUUUAGCGACGGGAACCCAGCUGCCGGUGGCGCGUGCACCCACCAUGGAGGGGAACACUAACAGGGACUUCCUGAACUCUGACCCGCUGAAAACGGUCCGGUUCGGGGGCAGCGUGGCCGAGACGUUAGAGAAGCACCGGCAGGGGGACUUUGGUGAUUAUGAGCUGCUGCAGCAUCAGCUGGCAGAUCCAGACAUUAAGGACGCUCAGAUCAUCAGCUGGCUGCAGGAGUUCAGGAGCUGCGUCACCUUGUUGAAGAAGGACCACGAGCAGCUGGUCCAUACCGUUCUGAAGCUACCGUGGGUCAGCCGGAGCCAGACUGUCGUGGACGAGUUCCUGGCCUUCCUGGGUAACCUGGUGUCAGCCCAGACAGUCUACCUGUGCGCCUGCCUUAAGAUGGUGGUCUCCCACUUCACCCCCAAGCGGGUGAUUGUCUGUGAGGAAGGAGUGGACAUUUCUGAUUCAGAUGAUGAAGAUGACGAUCUCCCCAGAGCCUUUGAUCGAAGUCAUGAUGCGCUGCAGCUCAUCAUCAGAUAUGUGCCAUCGACAAGCCGCUUUCUUGCCCCCAUCCUGCAAGACAACUUCCCCUUUGUGCAGAAAUCCUCCAGAACCCUGGAGUGUUAUGUGCACAACCUGUUGAGGGUCACCGUGUACGCCCCGUUUGUGCGCAGAGACGUGCUGGAGCUGAUCGUGGGAAGGAUGCUGAAACUGGAUGUGAGUGUCUCCCGUGCAGACCUGGAGGGAGCAGAGGAGGGCGUUCAGGAGCAGAGCACAGACCAGGAGACGCUCUUCGACAUGGAUGAAGACGUCCCGGCGGAACAAACACCGGCGAUGAAGGUGACGGUCCACCCGGUAGGAGAGAGGCUGGACGCCCUGAUGACCGUACUGAUGGCCUACAUCAAAGACGUCUGCCACGUUAACGGCUCUUUCCAUGCUGAGCGGUCCAAGGAGCUGUUCCGAGAUCUCCUGAGCAUCUUUGACAAGCUCAUCCUGCCCACACAUGCUUCCUCACAUGUGCAGUUCACCCUCUUCUACCUCUGCAGCUUCAGACUGGCUCUGACUGAGGCCUUCCUGGACCACCUGUGGAGGGUCCUGCAGAGCCCCUCCCAGCCUGUCGUCCUCCGCCAAAGCGCCGCCGCAUACUUGGGCAGCUUCCUGGCCAGAGCCAAGUUUAUUCCCAUGCAAACUGUCCGGGCCUGUCUGGAUCUGCUUGUGGGUUGGAUCCACGGUUACCUGGACAGUCAGGAGCGCAGCGACCGGCAGGUGUGCUGUGACCUCAGCCUGCACGGGCCUUUUUAUGCGUCCUGCCAGGCGCUCUUCUACACGCUGGUGUUCAGACACAGAGCCAUCCUGGAGGCCGGCAUGAAGAAAGGGCUGGAGUACCUGCAGAGCAUGAACCUGGAACGGGUUGUGAUGAGUCAGCUGAACCCUCUGAAAGUCUGCCUGCCGUCUGUGGCCGUCAUGUUUGCUGCCGUCACCAGGAAGUACCAGGUGGUUUUCUGCUACACCAUCCUGGAGAGGAACAGUCGGCAUGCGCUUCCUGUGGUGCACGGCUCCUCAGGGAGGGACCAUGUGAGCACCAACACCAACCCCCUGGACAGCUUCUUCCCCUUUGACCCCUACCUGCUCAGGAGGUCUGGCCUGAUGGUCGAGCCGCUGUAUCAAGUCUGGGAGGAACUGGCCGACACCGAGCUGUUUCCCACGACAACCAGCCAGCAGGCGUCAAAGGAGGAUGAGGACGACUUCCUGUGCGAGGAGACGCCCCCUGCAGAGGUCAUCCUGGGAAUGACUCCCAGCUCCUGCGGUUCUGACAUCUGCGGCCCGAGCAGCGUGGGAUCCCCCCCCCCCAACAGACAGUGGCCUUUCAGGCUGUAGACCUGCAGACCUUUGGGGGUCAAAUCCAAGCCAGCGGUAGGACAUCAUCGCUGUCCCAGAUGAGUCCUGCCUGCAGACGGCAGUGGGAGGUGUACGGAUGGCAGCCCCCCCUCACCCCAUGUCUUUACAGUUGUAGUCAUGAACGAACACUGAGUGUGUUGAACAUUUGGCUAAUGAACUGAUGCUGUUUGUGUGAACGUUCCUCCCACACUGAUGAGAAGCAGAUCCGAGCUGCACAGCCGUGUGUCUGAACCUGAAGCCUCUUCCUGUAAAUAAACAUCAGAAGAUUCUGAUUUUGAAAGGAAACAAAUGAGAAAAAGGCUUUUUCUCAAUAUUUUGUUAUUUUAAAAUACGUUGAUAAAGUACAGAAAUGGUUUUUAUCUUUUCCCGUUACAGUUGCACCUGAUUCUCGGGGGGGGGGGGGUCAAGCAUUAGGCCAACAGAGGGCGCUGUGCACAGAUGGUCCUUUAAACUGGUGAUCACAGUUAAAAUAAGAAUUAAGCCACUAAAAUGAAAAAACACAUAUGAAAUAAAAACUGCCAUCAGAA